CUUUUCAAUAUUUUACCCUGCAAAUUUCGCUGCAGCCUAAUUGGAGAUGGCCGCUAAAAAGGUCUCCCGGUUCACACACUUCUCCUGCCAGACGCAGCAGAUAAAACAAGCUUCACAAUGGGAAGAACUGGCCCCGGAGUUUGACAGUAUAAAUGAAAGUUCAGCUGCAGGUACCUGGUGGCUUGACGUCCACGAUGCCACAGAAACAGACGUGGCCGCUGUGGCUCGCAGGUUCUCUAUCCACCCUCUAACGGUCGAGGACAUCGCCCUGCAGGAACCGCGCCAGAAGAUUGAGACAUUCCCGGGCUACUAUCUCAUCUCGCUUCGGACUUUGACAUCGCCGCUUGACGAUGAUAAUGCAGAGCCAAAGCAGCAAGAGCAUCUUCCUCCGACGCCUUCUGGUAUGACGAUGCUCUACAUCUUGGUGUUCAGUGAGGGCACAGUGACCUUUUCCGCCGGUGGAUGCGAGCACGCAUCUCGCGUUCGAAGUCGAAUCUCGAGACUCCAUGAUCCGUCCGUGCUCUCAAGUGACUGGAUCUGCUACGCGAUGUUUGACGACGUAAUCGACAGCUUUGCGCCAUAUAUGGACACUAUCUCGCGGCAGUCCGAGUCUAUCCAAGACGAGAUCUUCACAGCCCGCGACGAUGACAUGGCGCCGUUGAUGCUGCGAAUCUACAGUAUCCGCAAGCGGAUCAACCACCUCACGCACUCAUUGUCAGGCAAAUCGGAUGUACUCAACGGUUUCCUCAAGCGGUGCCAGACAAAGGCCUUACAACAUACAUUCCCAGAGGGAGAUCUGCUCGUCUACUUAAGCGACGUCCAGGACCAUCUAGUGACGAUCCUUGGGGAGCUGGCGCACUUGGAUGAAAUCACGAGUCGCCUGCAAUCGAACUUCCUUGCACAGACCGGGGUAAACAAUAUGCGGCUGAGUGUCCGAUUGAACAAUGGACUGAGCAAGGUGACCGUGCUCGCCACGAUAUUUGUGCCGCUGCAAAUGAUCACGGGGCUGUUUGGGAUGAAUGUCACGGUGCCGGGGCAGGAAGUCGAGUCGUUGGCAUGGUUCUUUGGAAUUGUAGGAGUCUUUGCUUCGGUCAUCCUCAUUGCUUGUUGUGUCGCUGUGCGGCUGAGGUUGUUAUAGAGAGAGCAGAUAGUGCCUGUUAUGCCAUAGGCGUAGCUCACGGGUUGAAGAUAUAAGAAGUAUCGAUCUAGUACAAGUACCAUUGGUAUGUCUUUACUGCUAUACCUCGGUAUAUAGACUAGUG
Molecule: messenger RNA, 1262 nt
Organism: Aspergillus nidulans FGSC A4
Lineage: Eukaryota; Fungi; Ascomycota; Eurotiomycetes; Eurotiales; Aspergillaceae
Product: magnesium transporter CorA family protein
Exons: 2
Coding region: 47-1138 (363 amino acids)
Biological process (GO): transmembrane transport; metal ion transport; magnesium ion transmembrane transport
Cellular component (GO): membrane
Molecular function (GO): magnesium ion transmembrane transporter activity; metal ion transmembrane transporter activity
Source: RefSeq, a predicted model, not a curated record